AGAUCCACUUUUAACAGCGUUUCUCAUAAUUCGAUUACUGCACCUUUAACGUUCGCAUAUAACCCAGAAAUAAACAACAUGUCUAGAACCAUUGGCUUGUCAGUUGUUUUAAAACUUAAAAUUAAGCGCAUUUGUUCGCCUCAGUGAGCUGUAUCCACUCUAAAAUUGUCAAUCUCGAAUCUUCACGAGCACGAGCCAGUGCGCGCUCCCGACGGUCUCUCCUCCUCUCCAGAGCGCGCUUUCUGCCGUGAGGGCGAGAAUCGGCGGAGAUAUCAGAUACACAUACAGACAGAGAGCUGUAAUUAGCGUCUGUCUGUGAUUAGUGUUGAUUAGCGAGAGUCUCAUCAGGAGCGCGAGCGGCUGCCGGAGCGCGCGGCUGAUGGACGGGAUGCAGCAGGGCAUCGGCGCGUUCGGCGCGGGCAGAGCCGGUGGAGCCUUCGACCCGCUCGCCUUCAUCCAGCAGCCGCACACCUGCCUCCGGAUCGUGUCCUGGCUCUUUUCAUUGGUGAUCUUCGGCUGUAUCGCUAACGAAGGGUACAUCAACAGGCCCGAUGAAGUUGAGCAGUUCUGCAUCUUUAACCGGAACCAGAACGCCUGUAACUACGCGGUCAGCAUGGGCUCUCUGGCGUUCCUGUGCUGCAUGGCCUUCCUGGCUUUAGAUGCCUAUUUCCCUCAGAUCAGCAGCGUCAAAGACCGUAAGAAAGCUGUGCUGGCCGACGUGGGCACAUCAGCGUUCUGGUCCUUCAUUUGGUUCGUGGGCUUUUGUUUCUUGGCCAAUCAGUGGCAGGCGGCAAAACCGGAGGACAACCCUCUGCGAGCGGGCGGAGACGCGGCACGGGCGGCCAUCACCUUCUCCUUCUUCUCCAUCUUCACCUGGGCCGGUCAGGCCUUCCUGGCGUUUCAGAGGUAUAAACUGGGUGCGGAUUCGGCCCUGUUCUCCCAGGACUAUGCCGACCCCAGUCUGGACGCGGCCGAUGUGCCCUACAGCUCCUACAGCGCCGGAGACGGUCUGGAGAGUCCAGGAGGAACCGGCUCCUACCAGCAGAGCGGCGACGGCGGGUUUGACGGGUCAGCGGGGUACCAGCGGCAGGAGUACUGACUGACCCGUGACUGACUGACCCAGCCUUCACUAGCUGAUGAGCGGCAGAAUAUUCUGUAAAAUGUUACACAAAUGUAUUAAUUACAGUAGCGAUGCAUGAUUUAUGUUGAAAAUGAGGUCAUUUGUGUAAAGAGUUACGCCUCAGGUGAGCGUUAAUGACUCACACUCUUAAAAAUAAUUCUUUAUUAGUGACCGUGAGUGAACGCAGAAUCAGAUGGGCUUUCCAUGCAAGAACAUUCCUGCCACAUAAGACAAAAAUCAUGCUUUUGUAAAUCAUAAUUAUGACAUAAAAAGUCAAAAUUAUGACAUACUCAUUUCGAAAUUAUGACAAAAAGGUGAAAUUAUGGCAUACUAAGUUAAAUUUAUGAGAUGAAAAGUCAAAAUUAUGACAAAUAUUUGAAAUUAUGACAGUUGAAAUUGACAUUAAAAAUGAAAAUUAUGACAUACUAAGUUCUAUUUAUAAGAUGAAAAGUCAAAAUUAUGUUCGUUGAAAUUCACAAAAAUCUGAAUUAUGACAUACUAUAUGUUUAGCCUAUAAGAUCAAGUCGAAAUUAUGACAAAAAGUCAUCAUUAUGACAUACUAAAUUAUAUUUAUGAGAAUGAGUCAAAAUUAUGACAUCAAAAUUCAAAAUUAUGAAAGUCGAAAUUAUGAAAUAAAAUCUUGAAAUUAUACAUACUAAGUCAUGUUUAUGAGAUAAAAAUCAAAAUUAUGUCAAAAAGUAAAAGUUAUGAGUUAUAUUUAUGAGAUGAAGUCAAAAUUUAUACAGAAAUAAACAUUUGAUAUUAUGACAUAAUAAGCUAUAUUUGAGAUGACAAGUCAAAAUUAUGACAAAUCUUUGAAAUUAACAUUAAUAAUGAAAAUGAUGACAUACUAAGUUAUAUUUAUGAGAUGAAAAGUCGGAACUAUGUCAGUUGAAAUUGACAAAAGUCUAAAUUAUGACAUACUAAGUUAUAUUUAUGAGAAAUCGACAUAAAAAUUCAAAAUUAUGACAGUUGAAAUGAACAAAAAGUCGAAAUUAUGAAAUAAAAUUUUGAAAUUAUGACAGUCGAAAUUCACAGUAAGUCAAAAUUACAACAAAAACUCGACAUUGUAACAUUCUAAAGUUAUAUUUAUGAGAUGCAAAUUCGAAAUUAUGAAAAAAAUCUAAAUGAUGUCUGUUGAAAUUGACAUAAAAGUCGAAAUUAUGAGUCAUUUAUGAGAUGAAAAGUCGAAAUUAUGAAACAAAAAUAGGAAAUUAUGAAAUAAAAAUGUGAAAUUAUGACAUUUAUGAGAUGAAAAGUCAAAAUAAUUACAUAUCGCCUGCUAAGUUAUAAUUAUGAUAAACAGUUGAAAUUAUGACAUACUAAGUCAUAAUGACUUUUUAUCUCAUAAUUUAGACUUUUUUAAUCUCAUAAUUGUGGCUUAGUAUGUCAUAAUUAUGACUUUUUAUGCAUGAUUGUUUUCUUAUGUGGCAGAGAUGGGUUUCCAUGUUUGUGGAAGUAGUGACACCUCAGGUCAGCGUUAAUGUGCGUUAUUAUAAAUUUAUGUUUUUCAGACUCUAGAACCGAUACUGCAGCAGAAGUUGUGUCCAAAUAUCCACACGCUUCUCAGUUUAUUUGUCAGUGUUUUCCAGAAUAUUCCUCAGGCUGUUAUCAGCUGCUUUGUUGAGUCUCUGUGCAGGUGUCAGUGACUGUGGAGGGAUUUUAUUCUCGGAUCAUAUACCGGUUUGCCUUCAGCUCCAGCAGAUGAGCUGACACUGUCUGUCUUUCAUCAUGGGAGCGAAAGUAUUCACACAGCUGAACUUUCAAAUCGACAUGAAAUGCCAUUUGCAAUUUAUUUUACUUCCAUAAUGUGUUAUUUCAGAGUGAGCUAUAACAUAAAAAAAGAAAGUAAGUAUAUUAUAUAUGAGGAAUCUCUGUACAGAAGCUGCGGGACACAACACGAGGGAUCGAUGACGUCAGUGAAAAAGGAAAGUUGUUUCAGUGGUGGAAGUAAUUGCAUUUUUUUUUGAUGAAAUCAUGAGGAAAAACUUUUUUUUUUUAACCUAGAUCGUCACCAAUGAAACAUUUAUUAUAAGAUGAGGAACAUGUAUUAAGGAAGUAAAUAGAGUCCGUUUUGACAUCAUGUUGACUGUUGUUUUCAUUAUAUUUUAAGAUAUUCUUUGAGUUUGUGUGUGCAAACCAGUGACAAUAAACGGUUUCAACAAACAA
This is a messenger RNA of Ctenopharyngodon idella (grass carp), 3289 nucleotides long. RefSeq names its product synaptogyrin-1-like. The record is from RefSeq and is a predicted model, not a curated record. Gene Ontology annotation, cellular component: neuromuscular junction; synaptic vesicle membrane. Bases 380 to 1099 code for a protein of 239 amino acids. NCBI's taxonomy places the organism in Eukaryota, Metazoa, Chordata, Actinopteri, Cypriniformes, Xenocyprididae. The transcript has 4 exons.